Messenger RNA from Zeugodacus cucurbitae (melon fly), 1451 nucleotides. It is a transcript of the gene dj-1beta, whose product is annotated as protein dj-1beta. Gene Ontology annotation, biological process: protein deglycation, glyoxal removal; guanine deglycation, glyoxal removal. The transcript is spliced from 3 exons. Gene Ontology annotation, molecular function: protein deglycase activity. Gene Ontology annotation, cellular component: cytosol; nucleus. The record is from RefSeq and is a predicted model, not a curated record. Lineage: Eukaryota; Metazoa; Arthropoda; Insecta; Diptera; Tephritidae. The coding region runs from base 43 to 756 and encodes 237 amino acids.
UCAGUUUGACUGGUCUAAAUUUUUUUCACCAAAUAAAAACAAAUGUUUGUCGCCCUGCGAAGGUCAUUAUUUAAUAAUCGCAAAUUAAACAAAAUUUAUAUACCGUUUCCAAUCAAACCGAGUGCAACAACAAAGCCCUAUUUGUGUGUCUUGUCAAGUCAAACUCAACUGAAUCUCAGCUACAGCAACUCCUGCAACAUGUCUAAAACAGCAUUGGUUAUACUAGCACCCGGCUCCGAAGAAAUGGAAUUCGUUAUAGCCGCCGAUGUCUUGCGACGUGCCGGGGUUAAGGUCACCGUUGCCGGCUUGAGUGGUGUUGAUGCAGUAAAAUGCUCACGCGAUGUCUGCAUUGUGCCAGACACAUCGUUUGAUAUAGCGAAAGGCGGUAUUUACGAUGCCAUUGUUUUACCGGGUGGGCUUGGUGGCGCCAAAGCAAUGUCUGAGAGUGCUGAACUUGGUGCACUGCUCAAAGAGCAAGAAGCGGCCGGACGUAUUGUAGCAGCGAUUUGUGCGGCACCCACUGCCCUCUUGGCACAUGGCAUUGGUAGUGGCAAAAAUUUGACUGCAUAUCCUUCAGUUAAGGGCAAAUUGAAGGAUGCAUACAAAUACAUUGACGACCAGAAUGUAGUGCAGGAUGGCAAUUUGAUCACAAGCCGUGGUCCUGGUACAGCUUUUGAUUUCGGUUUAAAAUUGGCUGAAGUAUUGACUGGCUCUGAUAAAGCCAAAGACGUAGCCAAAGGUAUGCUCUUGGCGUAGAACGGUACAUGGUUUAAAUUCUAAAUUGCUGUAUGGUUACUAAUUCAAUAAGAUUGAAAUAAAAUUGAAAGCUUUAAGCUGUAAAACGCAAAAAACGUGAUUUUGAAAUGUUUAUGUUAUUGUUCCAUAUCUUAGCGCAUUAUGAGAAUUUAAGUUUUUCGAUUAGUUUUCAUGGUGCAUCGAUAAAAAAGUUUAAGCGAGUCAAAGACUUGUUGUUUGUUGUGUUGAUAUUACCGUUACCACAACAGCCAGAUAAAUUUUGUGCAAUCAGUAAAAACGUCUAUCGAUUUUCAAAGACGAGAUUUAAAUGGCUUAACCAUUUGAAAUAUCCGCUGAACCCUCCAUUAAAACCCGCUAACGUCAAACUGAUAUUUCGAAACUAAACGCCUUAAACGCAACAUAAACAAUAUAAUCAACAUUGUUGUUGUUUUUAUUACAAUUUUUAUUUGUGUUUUGUAUUUUUAUUACUUUUUACGCAAUUUCAUUAAUUUAUUUGCUUUUCUUAGUUGUUAAGAUUUAUUUCUAUAUAUAUACGCUUCAUUUUCUUUCCGUUGUAUUAUGUUAUUGUUGUUUUUAUUGUAUAAUAUAUUUAAUUGUCAUAAUUAUCUUAUAUAUUAUAUAUAUAUAUACAUAUGUAGGUAUGUAUACAUGUAUAAUUGGUAUUAUGUAUAAAUAAAUAUGCAGACAAUUUAUUA